GGCUGAUUGAGGAAGAGUCAAUUAGAGUCCGUGACAGACACCGAGGAUGUCUGGUCUGCGAAACCUGGGUCUGGCUGUAGCCAUGCUGGCUGCCUCUGGGGGUGCUGCCCUGCUCACCUGGAGCUACAUUACAACUAAAAGAAGGAAAGAGGAGCAGAAAGAAGAUGUUAUCAAAGAGGAGCAGAAAGAAGAGGUCGUUGCCAAAGAGGAGUAUCUUCCUGUAGAGAGUCAGGUGGCUGAGCGGUGCGUGUUACUGGCUGCAAGAGAGCAGCCUCAGAGAGAGCCUCAGACAAGGAAGCGGCAAGUGUUGGUUCUGGGUUUAGAUGGAUCUGGAAAGACCAGUAUUCUCAACUCCAUUGUAACCAACAGAGGGAACCACAGCACAGUACCAACGGAAGGAAUUCAUGCAGUGUGCAUAACCAAUGGCAAGUCCAAAAUGGAGUUCUUAGAAGUUGGGGGCAGUGAACAGUUACGCCCAUUUUGGGAAAGAUACCUUGAUAGAGCCUUUGCCCUUGUUUAUAUUGUGGACUCAACCGAUCACGGCCGUCUGCCGCUUGCUAAAAAGCAUCUUCAUCAGUUGAUUCAGCAUGAUUCUUCCCUUCCCUUGGUUGUCCUUGCUAAUAAACAGGACCUUGAAAAUGCAUAUCACAUCACUGAUAUCCAUGAUGCUCUUGCACUGUCUGAGAUAUGUGAGGAAAGGAAGCUGUUUUUAAUCGGCACCCAUGUGGCAACAGAUGGCUCUGAAUUACCUUCCAGUAUUGAAGACACACAGGAAUUUCUUGCACAGCUGCUUUUAGAAACCCACUGACGGAAACCAGAAUGGUUGCCCAUGAAAACAUGCCAAAUGUAUUCUUAAGAAUGAAACUCCACUCACACUAGGACCAACCCCUUUAUAUGUCACCCUGGAGCCUGACUAGUUACAUACAACACGAUGCACUGAUACUUCCUAGACAUGCCACUCUCUUAUGGGCAUGAAAGGGAAAAUAGGGGAAAUCCCUUCAGCAUAAAGCAAAACACUAUUAGAGGACUUUCAUAAUAGCACUUUAGAUACAUUAAAAUAGUUUUAGUUACCAAAGUUUUCUUGUUUUAUUGAACCUCACACAGAGAGCCCACAAGCCCACUGAGUAUUUGUUGUUUUUAUAUAACAAAAACAUGUGCCUUAGUCUUAGAAUGCUAAUAAGUUUAAAGUGGACCUGUCACCCAGACACACAAAUUUGUAUAAUAAAAGUCCUUUUCAAAUUAAACAUGAAAUCCAAUUUCUAUUUUUUUAUUAAAGCAUUUAUAGCUAUUGUAAGCUCAUUUAAAAAGCUGUCAAUCAAAUAUUGUCUACCACUCCUCUAUGCCAUGGGCAUAGAGGCGUAGCACACUAUUAUUUUCACUUUCCAUUCAGCACUUCCUAGAUGUCCCUGCUCUCCCAAUAUUUCCUCCUUCUUUUAACAAUUUAAUUGUGUAGUCAGGGCAUGGGGAUGAACAGCAGGUCCCUCAUUCUGGUGUACAAACAAGAUUCUGAGAUAAUACAAGGCUUGCCUUAAUAACAGUGUCCACAAAAUGGCUCCUGCCUGUUUGUUAUAAUUAUGAAUUCCCAGACUGAAGGAAACCAGAUUCAAAUAAUUUAUAUAGUGUAAUUAAGGUUCAUUUUGCUUGACUAAUGUGAUAAAAUAGGAUUUUGAAUAAUCUUUUUUUUGGUGACAGGUCCCCUUUAAAUGGAACUGGCAAUGGGACUAAAACAACAAUAAACGAACAAGUUUUGUAA
Messenger RNA from Xenopus laevis (African clawed frog), 1753 nucleotides. RefSeq names its product ADP ribosylation factor like GTPase 9 L homeolog (gene arl9.L). The record is from RefSeq and is marked provisional. Gene Ontology annotation, molecular function: GTPase activity; GTP binding. NCBI's taxonomy places the organism in Eukaryota, Metazoa, Chordata, Amphibia, Anura, Pipidae.